GAAAAUUGAUGAUCUAGGCUGAAAGAGCGUAGUUUUGACCUAAGUUCCUUACAUUUAAGGUUCCUCUCCUUCGCGGGAUAGGGCACAUUCCGCCAUAACCACGCUUUAAACCUCGAUCCAGUUCUCAAACUAUAUGAAAGCUGAGAUUUUUUUGCUCCUCAAAUACUUCCCCAAAGGUCAAAACUUUUACUUGGUAUCCUCCUCUAUCUUUUGAGAAACAAGAUUCUUGAUUUGGGGUUUUGCCUGACUUGUGGUUGGAAUCAAGAAAAUCUGUGUGGUUUUAUUACCAUUUGCUAAUUGACUAAAAAGGGUCUCUGAUUGUUCCAUUUUUUGGUUGAUUUUCCCUCAAGAUUAUCUGGGGUUUGAUUAGCUUUUGAAAUCUUUCCCUUAAGAGAUUACUGAGAAUAACCAGAUGUUGGGAUUUAGAUUCCUUGAAAAGUGUCCCUUGGAUAAUAUGGUAAUGCAGUUUGGAGAUAUAAGCUGUGUAAUUGUAUUGUUUGGAUUAUAGCAUUUGUUUUCUUGGGACCCUUUUGAGAUUGUUGUUUUAUUUGAGGGUAUGAUGGAGUACCUUCCUGUUGAGGUCAUUGGUAACAUUUUAUCCCGGCUCGGAGCUGCGCGGGAUGUUGUAAUUGCAUCAUCUACUUGUCGGAAGUGGCGAGAGGCUUGGCGGAAUCAUCUUCAUACACUCACCUUUAACUCGAAUGACUGGCCGGUUUAUCAUGAGCUCACAAGGAGCAGACUUGAGAUAAUUAUAACUCAGACUAUUUUCCAGACUAAUGGACUGCAGUGCCUUUCAAUCAUAUUGGACGACGUCGAUGAGUUCUCUGCUGCUCCGGUCAUUGCUUGGCUAAUGUAUACCAGAGAAACGUUGCGCCAGUUACAUUACAAUGUUAGGACUACCCCGAACAUUAAUAUACUCGAAAAAUGUGGUCGCCAGAGGCUUGAAGUGUUGGCUCUGGCCCACAACACAAUCACGGGUGUCGAACCUAGUUAUCAAAAAUUCCCUUGCUUGAGGUCUCUUUCACUGAGUUAUGUUAGUAUAUCGGCUUUAGACCUGAGUCUUUUCCUUACAGCCUGCACGAAAGUUGAGGUUUUGAAUCUUGUCAGUCUAGACAUUGUUAUGUCUGAUCCACAGGCAACGAUGGAGCUGAGUAGUAACUCUUUGAAAGAUAUCUAUGUUGAAGCCAUUAGUUUGGAUAAAAUCAUACUUGAGGCAGAUAGUCUCGAGAAGCUGCAUUUGAAAGAUUGUACGCUCGAGGUCUUUGAGCUUGUCAGCAAGGGGAAGUUAAGACUCCUUAAGAUCGAUGACGUUAGCGUCAUCCAUCUUGAUAUCGGCGAGAGUGCUGAAAAUCUUGAGAUUGUGGACGUCAGCAAUUUCACGAUCAUGUGGUCCAAAUUCCAUCAUAUGAUAGCGAAAUCGUCAAAGCUGAGAAGACUGAGGCUAUGGGGAGUUGUAUUUGAUGAUGAUGAUGAGGUUGUCGAUAUUGAGACAAUUUCUGCUUGCUUUCCUCAACUAAGUCAUCUAUCAUUGAGCUAUGAACUAAAAGAGACAGCACUUCAAUAUGGAUUGCAAGAUUCUUUUCGAUUGGAAAAUGUGGUCGUCUUGGAGCUAGGCUGGACAGUGAUUAGCGACCUGUUCUCGCAUUGGGUAGCAGGACUACUUGAAAGGUGCCCUAACUUGAGGAAGUUGGUAAUUUAUGGGGUCGUCUCAGAAACCAAAACGCAUGAAGAAUGUCAUACAUUAGCCAACUUCACAUCUUUCAUUGUAAGGCUUAUGAGGAAGUAUGCGGAUGUAGAUGUUCAGUUUGAAUAUGAAUAGACUUUAACAAUUGUUCCCUACGGUGGAGUUCAAACCUUUGUCUAAUCUCGGCAAUGCAAGGAUGUACAUGAUCCUUAGUGGUGAUUGUCUUUUUCUUAUAUUGGUACAACACUGUAAUUUAUGAUAAAUUUUGCACUCGUCUUAUUCCUUCAAUUCAGGUAAACAUAGCAUUUGCAUUUCUUGUUAGCCUCUUGUUAUUAGUUUGUGCAUUCAUGCGCACUCUUUCCGUUA
This is a messenger RNA of Nicotiana tabacum (common tobacco), 2050 nucleotides long. RefSeq names its product F-box/LRR-repeat protein At1g67190-like. Gene Ontology annotation, molecular function: protein binding. The record is from RefSeq and is a predicted model, not a curated record. NCBI's taxonomy places the organism in Eukaryota, Viridiplantae, Streptophyta, Magnoliopsida, Solanales, Solanaceae.